ACGACGUUGGCGGAGCUCAAUUUGAGGAAGGGGAAGCGCGCUCCUGCGGCGCCAUGACGCAUCUCGCGUCCCCGUCGCGCUGACGUGCGUCGCCCUCGUUCCUGCGCCAGUCGAGCCGCGACGCCAAGUUGAACCGCCCCUCCUGACGAGCGCGGGGGCUCCUCGCGUCCGGGGAUCCUCCAAGCCUUCCAGGGACGCUUGCAGGCCAUCCACGACGUGACGAUGCAGUAACCGAGGCUGCGUGCGGCGCGCCGGGCGGCCAUGAGCGACGGCAGGGGAGGCGGCCUCCGCGCCGACGCUCCCCCCUCUCGGCAGGCGCCGGGACCCAAGCUGCAGGUUCAACGCUCGCUCUCGCGCGACACCAUCACCAUCCACUUCUCUGCUCAGGGCAAAGAGGAGGACGAGGAGGAGGAGGAGGAGGAGCUUUACGGGGCGGACGCCGGAGCUCUGGAGGGCUUCAGGCCCAAAGAGACGCUGUUUUUUGAGUCCCGGACCACCACGGGAGCUCCCGGCGCAAACGCCGCCUCUUGUGCCGUCACAAUCCUUCCCACCUUCGGCGGUCCCCGGCCCAGCUCGACUCCGCCCACCAGCUCCUCCUGGCCCUCCGAACGUCCUUUAGCCAAUCCCCCCCCCACGAGCUCCGGCUCCUCCUCCCCUUGCAAGUCUGCCGGCCUUUCGUCUUCCGGGCCUUUCCUCAGCCUGGUUCGGUCCUCGUCCAACGACGCGGAGGCCCGGGAACCCGCUCCGCCGUCGCACGCCCGCCACAGACACUUGAUGAAAUCUUUCGUCAAGUCCCUCUCCGCGGACUCAUCGAAGGCCGAGCGCCAGGACGGGUCCGUUCACCAAGUUGUCCAUCACGCCCCCCCCCAGCAACAAGCGCAGGCGUGCCAGCGGCCCCCCCCCCGUAACAUGCAGCUCCUCAAGCAGUUCUCCCAGCCUCGCUUGUACACCGCCCCUGCGGUCGCCGGUCAGGUCGGCGGGGACUCCAAAACGGCCCCCUCGUCUCCCACCACGUCCCCGGACGGUAGGUCCUUCUUCAAGGUUCAAGAAGUGGAAGCCAAGAUAGAAGAUACAAGGAGACGUCUCUCGGAGGUGAUGUCGGACCCUCUGCAGCUCUUCACCAAGCUCAUGGGGGAGGAAUCGAGCGCAGGCAGCGCAGGAAGCGGCGCUCAUCGGGCCAGGUUGCUUUCGUCCAGCGCGUUGGAGCUGAGCGGCAUCCCAGCGGUGAACGGACACUCGGAAGGUUACGACUACAGCAUCAAGGAGGAGGACGGAGCCGAAGGGGAAGAAGACGAAGAAACCCCCACCUGUGGAGGACCCGAUUCCGUCUUCUUCUCCUUUCCCUCGCUGACACCAGCGCCGGCUUCCGCAUUUGCCAGGUCUCCGUCGCUCACUCUGGGUCGCUGCUCCAUGUCGGCUCUGGUCGCCCGUCAGGAAGACGACGACGACUUUUGCGAACUUUACAGCGAAGACUUUGACUUGGCCACUGACACGGACGCUCCGAAUGGGGAUCGCCCUGGAUCCCCGGGCGUCGCCACCGGUAUCACCGGGUUGUGGACGGAACUGGAUGUUGAGGAGGAGGAGGAAGAAGAGGAGGAGGGAGCGGAUGCUGUGCCUUGGAUGGGCCUGGUCUGCCUGACGCAGUUGCUGUACUGCUACUUCGUCCUCCCGCUCCCGGCGUACGUGUCCGCGGUGGUCCGUGGCAUUUUUGCAGGCUUCGCGUUGGCCGUCGUGGUCCUUUGGCUGUCGGGUCCCAGGAAGCAAAGGCGCGGGGUGGAACCUUGGAAUGUGGCCCGGCUCCAUAUCAAGGAACCAGACGUCGUCAAGGGCUGGAUGAACGAGAUCCACAGCUACGACCCGGAGCUGUACCACGCCACCCUGACGCACUCCGUGUACGUCCGCCUGGAAGGUUCCGUCCUGCGACUGUCAAAGCCCAACCGCAACAUCUCCCGGCGCGCCGCCCACAACGAGCCCAAACCCGACGUCACCUACAUCAGCCAGAAGAUCUACGACCUGAGCGACGGCAAGAUCUACCUGAUGCCGCACGGCCUAGCGAGGAAGCGAGUUUGGAACAAGAAGUACCCCAUCUGCAUCGAGCUGGCCAAGCAGGAUGACUUCAUGUCCAACGCCCGGGCGGGAAAACCCCAAGCUGAAGCGGCUGAGAGGGCGGAACGGGGCGACGCCGGGCUGGAAAAAGACGACGCGUCCGCGGAGGAGCAGAAGAAGCCGACGCCCGGAGGAGGGGAUCUGACAAUCUACCUGUUCGGGAGGACGGGUCGGGAAAAGGAGGAGUGGUUCCGGAGAUUUCUGCUCGCGUCCCAGCUGAAGUCCAACGGGCGAGGGGCCGCUCUGCCCAAGAGUGCCGGGCGGCCCCCCCACACCCGCGGCCACGAGGCCGACAGCGGGAGCGGCGGGCGAGGGAGCUCCGACGAGCCUCGGCCCCGGGACGGGUCCUCGGCGCCCUCCUGCUGCUCCGCCAGGCGCGAGAUGACCUCCGAUUAUCAUCUGUACAUGGCCGAGUACGUCAAGCCCCCGCCUGCGCCCGCCGGCCCGAGCGCCGACGGAAGCCCUGGGCGCAGCCCCGACGGAAGCCCGCAAACCACCAGAAAGAUGCCCGAAACUUCCGGCAAUCCGGCGGAGGCCUGGCUCAACGCGUUUUUGGGAAGAAUAUUCUGGGACUUCCUGCGAGAGAAGUACUGGGCCGACAUCGUUUCCAAAAAGAUUCAAAUGAAGCUCAGCAAAAUCCGGCUGCCGUACGUGAUGAAUGAGCUCACCUUGACGGAGUUGGACAUGGGCUUCUCCGUUCCCAAGAUUCUCGGAGCCUCGCAGCCCUCCGUUGACCCCCAAGGUUUGUGGUUCGAUGCGGAAGUCUCCUACACGGGCUCCUUCCUCAUGACGCUGGAGACCAAGAUGAACCUGACCCGUCUGGGCAAGGAGGGCGAGGGCCUCGGCGAGCACGGCAAGGAGUGGUCAAGGCCACGCACUUAUUGCCUGGCGGACAGCGACGAGGAGUCGUCCAGCGCCGGUUCCUCCGACGAGGAGGACCCUCCGGAACCUCUGGGGGACAAAGCCGCCCUCCUCUCUGGAGGCGAAAGCUACGUGGGAGGCCACAGGCCCAGCAAGAUCAUGCGCUUUGUGGACAAGAUCGCCAAGUCCAAGUACUUCCAGAAGGCCACAGAGACGGAGUUCAUCAAGAAGAAGAUGGAGGAGGUGGCCAACACGCCGCUGGUGCUCACCGUGGAGGUGCAGGAGUGUCGGGGGACUCUUGCUGUCAACGUCCCACCGCCCCCUACUGACAGGAUAUGGUACGGUUUCCGCAGUCCGCCUCACCUGGUGCUCAAAGCGCGGCCCAAACUCGGCGAGCGGGAGGUCACGCUGGUCCAUGUGACCGACUGGAUUGAGAAGAAACUGGACCAGGAGUUUCAGAAAAUAUUUGUGAUGCCAAACAUGGAUGACUUGUGGCUACCCAUCAUGCACUCUGCCAUGGAUACGCGUUCAAACACCGAGUCAAACGAUGCCUCGAAGGCCCCAGAAACCGAAGAGUCCGAGGCCUCGUCGUACAUGUGAAGAAGACGCCCGCGCGGCCGUUUCUCACCGUGGCGAUAUAUUGACUCGGCACCCGAGAAAGUCAGUGUGUGUGUGUGUGUGUGUGUGCGUGGGGGGGGGGGGGGCGACGUUUUGUCAUAUUUUGUGGCCAAUUCCAAAAGACUGCGCGUCUGCAUACGUACGUGCUGGCGCUUUGACAAAUGGCCAUCGGGCGUGACCAAUCGCAACCAUCAAAUCUGUGACGUGCAGCUGCGCCAAACCCGAGUUGCGCAGUGUCGAUUUUUCGUUUACGAGGGCUCGCGAAACGUGUUGUUGGUCGCGUGGCGUGACAUCGAUGACGAUGUCGAGAGUUUGAACCCACUGGAUACCGUCCAGGCUGUAUUGAAACCUUAUGCCCAAUGCGUACAAGGACUCGACGCCACAAAUUUUGACGUAUGUGCAGACACAGCAGCCAAAACCUUUGCCGAAAUCUGAUGAAUGUAUUUGUAAGAUUCUCCGAUUCACUUGACAACGCGCUUCUUAGCAACAAUUUCUCAUUCAAAUGUCAGGUGUGCGCUUCUAUUGCCAAAGCAUUACUUCACUCGGGUUCCAACGCUAUUUAGUGGCAAAUGUCUGAGGCGCUCUUAUAUCGCAAAAAUUCACCACCACACACAACUGGUUCAAUUCUUUACGUUCGGUUACGUUAAGACUGGAUGAUUUUUGCAUUUUCCAUAUAAAAAAAAAAAAAAACACAAGGAAAAUAUUUGGUUAUGUGGGGAGGCUUGCACAGACAUAGAAUUUGUUUUGGAGAACAAAUUCAAGUGGUAACUCAGAGUACCAGCGUCGGUUGCGUUCAAGAGGACAACGAAGAUGUGCAAAGCUCCGGCGUGUCCGAGCCGUAACAAAAGCAUCGUCGGCCAACAAAAGCUGCUUCCGCCAUUCCAAACUCGUUCGGUUUCUUAGUCUUCACGUUUUGGUUCAAUGUAUGGGGCACAAAGUGCCUUCGUAAUAAGCAAACAUUCCUCCACAGGGAGACAUUUGUUGCAACCACGUUUUAUAUUUAUAAAAAAAAAAAAAACUAAGGGGGGGGGGCCAUUAUUGUCGUUCAUCUUGUUUCGACGUUCAUUUGCACUGUGACGAAAAGGCCGAACAUUGCAGUUGUGUUCAGUGAUGUCAGAAUGUUACGGUUCAGGCCUUUGUUGAUCAAUAAAAACAUUUUUUGCACUGAGAAGUGGCGGGCUUUCAUUAAACCAAAUGACGACAGCACAGAAGGCUCAAAAUAUCCUUUUGACAGGCCUUCAAACCUUGUGAAUUCCCUCGUGCACUUCCUGUCGAAGGAAAAUAAAAAGAACACCGGAUGUCGCACGACUGUGUCAUGUUUUAAAAGAGAAACUUGGGAAAAGCGCCAAGAAACUCCAGUUAUAACAGGACUUGGGUUGCUCUUGCACCUUUUUUUUUUUUUACCUGCAUGACCACUUCAUAUGUCAAACAGGUUUUAAGUAGGGUGCAUUAUA
This is a messenger RNA of Syngnathoides biaculeatus (alligator pipefish), 5039 nucleotides long. Its product is annotated as testis-expressed protein 2-like. The coding region runs from base 262 to 3567 and encodes 1101 amino acids. Gene Ontology annotation, molecular function: lipid binding. The record is from RefSeq and is a predicted model, not a curated record. Lineage: Eukaryota; Metazoa; Chordata; Actinopteri; Syngnathiformes; Syngnathidae. Gene Ontology annotation, cellular component: endoplasmic reticulum. The transcript is spliced from 12 exons.